UCUUAAUGGCAACGAGACUGAUAGGUGCAUGCCAAGGCCAAUACGUAUGAGGUGAUAGUGGUUGGAAAGAGGAACAUUUUCCUUAUCUAUUCCUCGCGACAAUUAUAGGAUGUCUGAGGCACCAAAAGAUGCUAACGGAAGGCUCCAGUUGAACAAGCCUCGAUAUGACCAGAGUGAAUUUGUUGGCAGAGCCAAACACUUUUUCAAUGUCACUGAUCCUAGAAACCUUUUCACUUCAGCAGCACAGCUAGAUGCAGCAAAGAAACUAAUUGAUGAUUAUAAAAUUGGCAGAGAAGCUGUGGGAACUUCUGAAAAUGAUGUCUGGCAUGCUAAAAAGCUCUAUGAUUCAGCAUUUCACCCAGAUACAGGCCAAAAGCAGUUUAUAUUUGGCAGAAUGUCUGCUCAAGUUCCAUGCAAUAUGGCAAUCACUGGUGCAAUGAUGACAUUUUACAAAACAACACCAGCAGUUGUGUUUUGGCAGUGGUUUAACCAAACAUUUAAUGCUGUAGUAAACUACACAAACAGAAGUGGUGAUGCGGAGAUAACCAACAAAAUGUUGUUGCAAGCAUAUCUAUCAGCCACUGGUUGUGCCCUUGGAACAGCGCUAGGACUUAAUGCAAUAGUAAAGAAACUGCCUCCAAUUGUUGGAAGAUUUGUACCUUUUGUGGCUGUUGCUGCUGGAAACUGCGUCAACAUUCCACUCAUGCGACAAAGGGAAUUAAUUCAUGGAAUUCCAGUCUUUGAUCAUGACGGAAAUCGUUUAGGUGAAUCAAAGGUUGCAGCAGAAAAAGCCAUAGCUAUGACCAUAAUAUCCCGGAUUUCAAUGGCACUCCCUGGGAUGUGUAUCCCGCCAUUUUUUAUGAAUCGUCUUGAAGAAAAAGCGUUUAUGAAGAGAAUGCCAUGGUUGGCGAGUCCCAUUCAGAUUCUGAUGGUUGGCUUUUGUUUGGUUUUUGCAACACCACUUUGUUGUGCAAUAUUUCCCCAAACAAGCUCUAUGACAUUUGAUAGCCUUGAGAAAGAUCUGCAAGAAGCAAUUCUAAAGAAAGACCUCGCCUAUGAUCGUGUAUAUUUCAACAAAGGACUUUGAAAUUUUAUGGAGUUUUGGGUAGUUUUAUGGCUUGUUCAUUAAUCGUGUUUGUCUGUUGCAAAAUAUAUAGCAAUGCGAGAUUUUAACUCGAAAAAAAGCUUUAAAAAUA
Molecule: messenger RNA, 1196 nt
Organism: Rhopilema esculentum
Lineage: Eukaryota; Metazoa; Cnidaria; Scyphozoa; Rhizostomeae; Rhizostomatidae
Product: sideroflexin-1
Biological process (GO): monoatomic ion transport; serine import into mitochondrion
Cellular component (GO): mitochondrial inner membrane
Molecular function (GO): monoatomic ion transmembrane transporter activity
Source: RefSeq, a predicted model, not a curated record